AUGGUGGUGCUGAGGUGCUGCGUGUUGUUCGUGCUGUUCGUGCUGCUGCUGUUGGAGAGGCUGCUCACGCUACAAGGUGUCCGAUCAGAUGAAAUGGGAGUAAAUCUGAGUGAGUUCAAAUCUGUAGAGAUGAAUAUGACUGCUCCUAGAACAUGGACAAUUGAGCAGGUGAAGGACUGGUUGACAGAAUGUUUCGGGCUUAAUCCUGAAGUGCACACGGGUGAUGGUUACAGUGGAGAAGACGGUGAGGUUGAUGGUGACGAAGAAAAUGGAUACAGCCAGAACCAGAUGGAAGAGGAAGAUACAGAAGGUGAAAGUGAUGCUGAUGAUUCCGAUGAGUCUGAUGAUGGGGAGGAGGUGCCUAUUCCAGGCAGAUGGAAUCAUAACUUUUCGUCUGCAAUGACAAUCAACGAUGGUCUUGAUUCUAACUGGGAGUAUCACCAGAACAAUGUCGCCGUAGGGGCCAUGUUUCCGUCGAAGCGACAUAUGCAGGAUGCAAUAAUGAAGUGGGAAAUGGCGAGUCAGAGGCAGCUGAGAACAACCGUGUCAUCUGAAAAAUACCUGACGAUGGAAUGUGUGGACAUCAAUUGUCCCGGAAGGGUGCAUGGGUAUGUUCCUAAGUAUGACACAACAUGGCGUGUGAGCGACUUUGUGGCACAUAGUUGUGAGCUUGCAAGUAUCCUAAAUGAUCAUUGCAACCUGUCGUCUAAUCUCAUAGCUCGGCUGUUGUACACUGAAAUAGUGGAAGGGCAAGCCAUGAGAGUAAACGCCAUCCAGAAGAAUGUUAAGAAGCAUCAUUUUUACACCAUAUCUUAUGGCAAGGCUUGGAGGGCUAAGCAGAGGGCGAUGGAGAUGAGGUUUGGUUCGUUUCGAGACGCAUACGACGCUGUUGUUCGUUUGCUGCAGACGCUGCAGGCGAGGAAUCCAGACACAUAUGUGAACAUCCAGGACAUGUUUUUGCCGGAGUACCCAUCUUACAGGGUUCUGCAUAGAGUCUAUUUCUCGUUCGGUGUAUGCAUCGAAUCAUUCAGACACUGUCGACCCGUGUUAUGUGUGGACGGCACGUUUCUGACUGGUCAGUACAAGGGUCAAAUCUUAACCGCCAUUGGAAUGGACGGAAACAAUCAAAUCGUGCCACUCGCUUUUGCUUUCGUGGAGCAUGAGCCUACAGAGAGGUGGUCUUUGUUGCACGACACACAUGGAGCUAGAUACGUCGGGUUUGUGUUUGCAUGGACGCUUUACAGUCGCGUAGCCUAA
Molecule: messenger RNA, 1257 nt
Organism: Lolium perenne
Lineage: Eukaryota; Viridiplantae; Streptophyta; Magnoliopsida; Poales; Poaceae
Source: RefSeq, a predicted model, not a curated record